This is a messenger RNA of Phycodurus eques (leafy seadragon), 2157 nucleotides long. It is a transcript of the gene adhfe1, whose product is annotated as alcohol dehydrogenase iron containing 1. Bases 86 to 1570 code for a protein of 494 amino acids. Gene Ontology annotation, molecular function: alcohol dehydrogenase (NAD+) activity; metal ion binding. Lineage: Eukaryota; Metazoa; Chordata; Actinopteri; Syngnathiformes; Syngnathidae. The record is from RefSeq and is a predicted model, not a curated record. The transcript has 13 exons. Gene Ontology annotation, cellular component: mitochondrion.
GCAAGAUGGCCGUCUCCUUCGUGGUACUUUUGCGACGUUUAUUUUGAAAAGGUGCCGGUGGUGGUGGCGUCAGCGGACAUUGUACAUGGAGGUCAUCGUCAAUAUGGCGGCGUCACGGGAUCGAGUCGUUCGUCUGCUCGUGCAACUCGAGCACGCCGCGUGCAGGUGUCCUGCUCACUCUAACACUUUGCAUCAAGCCGUGACGUGCAGCGAGCGUAAAACGGACUACGCCUUCGAGAUGGCCAGUUCCAACGUUCGAUACGGAGAAGGAGUCAGCGGGGAAAUCGGCAUGGACCUGCAGAACUUGGGCGCCCGCCACGUGUGCGUGAUGACCGACAAGAACUUGUGCCGCCUGCCGCCCGUCAAGGCGGUCGUGGAGUCUCUGGCCAAUUGCGGCGUGCCGUUCAAGAUGUACGACAGCGUGCGCGUGGAGCCCACCGACGGCAGCUUCAAAGACGCCAUCGCGUUCGCCAAGAGAGGCGCGUUUGACGCCUUUGUGGCGGUGGGCGGGGGCUCCGUGAUCGACACGUGCAAAGCGGCCAAUCUGUACUCGUGUCACCCCGACGCCCGCUUCCUCGACUUCGUCAACGCUCCCAUCGGAAGAGGGAAACCCGUCACCGGCGCCCUGAAGCCGCUCAUCGCGGUCCCGACGACCGCCGGCACCGGCAGCGAGACGACGGGCGUGGCCAUCUUUGACUACGAGCCUCUGAGGGCCAAAACGGGCAUCGCCAGCCGAGCCCUGCGCCCGACCCUGGGCGUGGUGGACCCCCGGCACACGCUGAGCAUGCCCGCCAGGGUCGCCGCCAACAGCGGCUUCGACGUCCUCUGCCACGCCCUGGAGUCGUACACCGCCCUGCCGUACCACCGGCGCGCUCCCUGCCCCCCCGACCCCGUCAGGAGGCCCGCCUACCAGGGCAGCAACCCCAUCAGCGACGUGUGGGCGCGCCACGCCCUCCGGGUGGUGGCCAAAUACCUGAAACGGGCGGUCGGUGACCCAGAGGAUGUGGAAGCUCGCUCCGCCAUGCACCUGGCCAGCGUCUUCGCCGGCAUCGGCUUCGGGAAUGCCGGCGUCCAUCUUUGCCACGGCAUGUCCUAUCCCAUCGCGGGUAACGUCAAGACGCACAAGGCCGACGGGUACAACGUGGAGCAUCCCCUGGUGGUGAGUUGGCCGUACCGACGCCGUACAUACAGGAAGAUGCGCUGCGACGUCACACGCCACGUACGCCGUCAGCCUCACGGACUGUCGGUGGUUCUGACGGCGCCGGCGGUGUUCGGCUUCACGGCGCCCGCGUGUCCGGAGCGCCACCUGGACGCCGCCCAAAUCCUCGGCGCCGACGUCAGCCGCGUGAAGCCAUCGGACGCGGGUGCCGCGCUGGCCGACACGUUGCGGCGCUUCCUCUUCGAGAUGCGGGUGGAGGACGGGCUCGCCGCCGUCGGAUACCGAAAGGAAGACGUGCCCGCGCUCGUCCGAGGGACCGUCCCGCAGGAGCGAGUGACAAAACUUUCUCCUCGCGAGCACAGCGAGGAAGACUUGACGCGUCUCUUCGAGGCCUCCAUGAAACUCUACUGAUGCGUAGCAGCUUUGCUGGCCACCGGAGGCAGCGCCGCGGAAUCACCAAGUGCAUUGAACGCACCGCACACGCAUGACAAGAAAUGAACCACGAUGAAUUUUUUCCUUUUACGAAGAAACAUUUGGUACAAAACAUGUUUUUACUUUUUCAUCAAGUGAAAUGAGUCACAAAAGAGGAGUGACAAAUAAGGGGGAAUAACUAUCAAUAACAAACAACAACGUUAAUAUGUCGGUUUGUUCUAGUUGAUGUUGAUGAAUUAAUAAGUAUCUUGUUCAAAAUAUUUUCAUCAGUAAGUGAUGAAAAGUGAUUUUGGUGUGCUCAUUAAAAUGUUCGUUAAAAGAAUACAAACAGAAUAACACGUAAAUAUGUCAAUCAAUAGUUUGUUCUGGUUUAGGUUCAAUAAUCAAUAUCUCAAAUUGUUUUCAUUUGUGUGAGUGUGUGUAAAGGAUAGUCCUAUUUUUGUGCAUAAGUUAAAAGAUGUGCAGCUUCAUUUGAAAGGAAUUUCAAGUUAAAAGCGUUGAAAUCGAAUCGAUCAUGUCCAUUGUCCUUUUCACAUUAAAAGGAGAUUAAAAUACAUUCAAGACGA